Fulvia fulva is the source of this 975-nucleotide messenger RNA. RefSeq lists its product as uncharacterized. The coding region runs from base 1 to 975 and encodes 324 amino acids. The record is from RefSeq and is a predicted model, not a curated record. NCBI's taxonomy places the organism in Eukaryota, Fungi, Ascomycota, Dothideomycetes, Mycosphaerellales, Mycosphaerellaceae. The transcript has a single exon.
AUGCCAGGCUUACACGAGCUCGAGCUCGCCAUCAUCCUCGCCCAAGCACAAGCAACAACCCGCGCCGUCGCAGAACAACGCUCAGCAGCCAUCGAGUUCCACCGAAAGCGAAUCACCGAAGUGGCCGGCGCUCGCCAGGACUGGCUCAACGCGCAAAAGACUCGAACACCCACCACGGCUGAACAGCUCGAGAAGAUCUACCGCUCUGCUCAGCUCCACGAGGUAGCAGCCGAUAACAUCCGCAAGCAGUUUGAAGAUCGCUACAGCAAAGUCCUACAAGACGAACAGGACGCGCUCAAGAACCUCACAGACUGGCGCAACUUCGGUAUCGCCAUCGUCGAUCAAGAGAAAGCACGAAAGGAGGAAAUGCAGAGAAAGCAGGAGCAGCGCAUGCAAGAUGCCGCUGAGCUCGAGGCCCGGAAACGAGCGGCGGACUUAGAAGCCACGAAGAAGCGACUCGACCGCGAACGCCAGGACCGCCUGGAACGUGAACGCGCAAAGCGCGCCGAGCGCGAACGCAAAGCAGAGGAACGACGCGAGCAACAAAAAGCAGAAGAGCAACACCGCUACUACCAAUGGAAAUCCCAAAACGCGCACAAACCCUUCUCCCAAGGCGGCGCGAACCUCACCACCGACACCUCAUCCGCCUUCACAGCCGCGUGCACGACUUGGCGCGCCGCCGUCGAGGUGGCAUUCAACGACUACGCUUCCAUCAAGGACUUUCCGCAGCCGCCUGUGAGUGGGACGUGCGUGAAGGCGAGUUGUAAGGCGGAGAAGAGGGCGUUGCGGGCUUGUGCGUGUGAUGUGCAGAAGGCGUUGAGGGCGGGGAGGGUUGAGCUGAAGAGGGAGCGGAAUGGGUGGCAUCCCGAUAAGUUUUCGGGUUGUGAUGAGGAGAGGAGGGAGGAGUGGCAGAGGAUGGCGAAGGAGAUGUUUCAGGUUGUGUCUGUGAUGUAUCAGGGGCAGGGGCGUGGGUAG